This is a messenger RNA of Aspergillus ochraceoroseus IBT 24754, 1485 nucleotides long. RefSeq names its product M18 family aminopeptidase. The transcript is spliced from 6 exons. Gene Ontology annotation, molecular function: zinc ion binding; metalloaminopeptidase activity. Gene Ontology annotation, biological process: proteolysis. Bases 1 to 1485 code for a protein of 494 amino acids. The record is from RefSeq and is a predicted model, not a curated record. NCBI's taxonomy places the organism in Eukaryota, Fungi, Ascomycota, Eurotiomycetes, Eurotiales, Aspergillaceae. Gene Ontology annotation, cellular component: fungal-type vacuole.
AUGACCUCCAAUCUCACUAAGAACUUGAAGCAGCCGGCUCUGGACUUUCUGUCCUUUGUCAACGCUUCCCCUACUCCUUUUCAUGCGGUCCAGUCUGCCAAAUGUCUUCUCGCAAAGGCUGGAUUCCAGGAAAUUAAGGAGAAGGAUUCCUGGGCUUCGACUUGCCGCCCUGGCGGAAAGUACUACUUGACCCGCAAUAGCUCGACCAUCGUGGCUUUUGCUGUAGGCAAGAAAUGGAAGCCUGGAAACCCAAUUUCCAUGAUUGGAGCCCAUACAGAUUCUCCUGUCUUGAGAAUCAAGCCUGUCAGUAACAAGCGUGGUGAAGGAUACAUCCAAGUGGGUGUUGAAACCUACGGCGGAGGUAUUUGGCACACAUGGUUCGAUCGUGACUUGGGUGUCGCGGGACGUGCAAUGGUCCGCACAGGCGACGGCUCCAUCGUGCAGAAGCUGAUCAAGAUUGAUCGUCCAAUCCUCCGCAUUCCUACACUGGCUAUUCAUCUGGACCGCCAGGAAAAUUUCUCCUUCAACAAGGAGACCCAGCUAUUCCCCAUUGCUGGUAUGAUCGCUGCGGAACUCAACCGUACCGGUGAGUCCAAAAAUAAUGGCGACAAGGGUACCGAAGGCGAGAGCGGAGAGUUCUCGCCCUUGAAGGCCAUCACGGAGCGUCAUCACCCUUACAUCGUCGAGCUCAUUGCUACGGAAGCGGGUGUCAGCCCCAAGGAUGUGGUUGACUUUGAAAUGAUCCUAUUCGAUACCCACAAGUCCUGCCUGGGUGGAUUUCAGGAUGAGUUCAUCUUCUCUCCUCGUUUGGACAAUUUGGACAGCUCUUUCUGCGCCACCGUGGGCUUGAUUGACUCUGUGGCUGAUACGUCCGCACUGGACGAUGAACCCGCCAUCCGUCUGAUUGCUCUCUUCGACCACGAAGAGAUUGGCAGCCGGACAGCCCAGGGCGCCGAUUCCAACAUCCUCCCCGCAAUUAUCCGCCGUUUGUCCGUACUCCCAUCGACAUCUGGGGAUGCCGACGUGGCCACUGCCUACGAGCAAACACUUUCCACAUCGUUCCUCCUCUCCGCGGACAUGGCCCAUGCUGUACACCCCAACUACUCGGCCAAGUAUGAGAAUGACCACCGGCCGGAGAUCAACAAGGGCCCCGUCAUCAAGAUCAAUGCCAACGCUCGUUACGCUACCAAUUCCCCCGGUAUCGUCCUGCUUCAGGAAGUCGCACGCAAGGCUGCCGCUGAUGAAGGCGAGGGUGUUCCCCUGCAGCUCUUUGUGGUCCGUAACGAUUCCAGCUGUGGGAGCACUAUCGGACCUAUGCUCUCUGCCGCCCUAGGUGCCCGAACCUUAGAUCUAGGCAAUCCUCAGCUGAGCAUGCACAGCAUUCGGGAGACUGGCGGAACCUAUGACGUCGGACAUGCCAUCCGACUGUUCAAGAGCUUCUUCAAGCACUACGCCAGCACUGCGCAGACCAUUUUCGUGGAUUAA